Fulmarus glacialis (Northern fulmar) is the source of this 267-nucleotide messenger RNA. Its product is annotated as secretoglobin family 1C member 1-like. The coding region runs from base 1 to 267 and encodes 88 amino acids. The record is from RefSeq and is a predicted model, not a curated record. The transcript is spliced from 3 exons. NCBI's taxonomy places the organism in Eukaryota, Metazoa, Chordata, Aves, Procellariiformes, Procellariidae.
AUGCAGAAAAUGGCGCACUCUGCCAUGAAGCUCACUGUUACUCUUCUCAUCACCAUGGUGCUCUGCAGCUCCCUUGGAGCUGGCUCGGCGCAUGAGAUUGUCCCUAGCUUUCUUCAGACACUUCUUGAAGGCUCUGCUGAACAGCUGUACACCGGGCCAAUUUCUCGAUAUAAAGUCGAUGAUUUGACUAGAGCUGCUUUGACCGCAUUAAAGGAAUGUAUUGAUGAGCUUUCUCCUGAGCACAAACUUGUUCGGACAGAGACCUAA